Rasamsonia emersonii CBS 393.64 is the source of this 3117-nucleotide messenger RNA. Its product is annotated as Cysteinyl-tRNA synthetase. Lineage: Eukaryota; Fungi; Ascomycota; Eurotiomycetes; Eurotiales; Trichocomaceae. The record is from RefSeq and is a predicted model, not a curated record. The transcript is spliced from 6 exons. Gene Ontology annotation, cellular component: DNA replication preinitiation complex. Gene Ontology annotation, biological process: tRNA aminoacylation for protein translation; double-strand break repair via break-induced replication; DNA replication initiation. Gene Ontology annotation, molecular function: aminoacyl-tRNA ligase activity; single-stranded DNA binding; ATP binding. The coding region runs from base 1 to 3117 and encodes 1038 amino acids.
AUGUCGGGCGAAGGGGCUUUGACCAAGGCAGCGGAGAAGUCUCCCGAUGACUUUGCUCUUUGGAAAGCGUCGCAGCCCGGAGAGCCCAGCUGGCCGAGCCCGUGGGGCCCAGGACGACCAGGCUGGCACAUCGAAUGCUCAGCCAUGGCGUCCAGUUGCUUGGGGAGCCAGAUUGAUAUCCAUUCGGGAGGCAUUGAUCUUGCCUUUCCGCAUCACGACAACGAGCUUGCGCAGAGUGAGGCCUACUGGUCGGAGCACCGCCAAUGGGGGGCGAAAAUGUCCAAAUCGCUCAAAAAUUUCACCACCAUCCGGGACGCGCUCGACAGAGGUGAUUGGACCCCCAGGAGUCUGCGAAUUGUGUUUCUGUUGGGUGGCUGGCGAGAAGGAGUCGAACUCACGGAAGAACUCAUCAAGGCGGGGUCAGCGUGGGAAGAAAAGCUCAAUAAUUUCUUUCUCAAAGUGAAAGACCCAUUUGCACAAAAAGCCUCCUCCUCUAGCAACGAGGCAGCGUCCUCUUCAACCCGCUUCCUUGCCGAUGCUCUCAAGGCUGCGCAAGAAAAAGUUCAUGAACACCUCUGCGAUUCGUUUGAUACCCCUGGAGCAAUGAGCGUUAUUUCCGAGCUGGUCUCGACAUUCAACAGUCUUGACAGGUCGACUCUAGAUCCACAGGUCAUUGAUGAGCUAGCACGAUGGAUUACAUCGAUGGUGACCAUCUUCGGUUUGAAUGGCGCGGCGUCUCCUGACAGCCCUGAAAUCGGCUGGCAGGGUAUUGACAUCCCAGAGCCUGCCAAACCUUUCCUGUAUCCACUAUCGGCAAUGCGCGACUCGCUGCGGCAAGCAGCAAAAUCAGGGGAUCAAAUCACUUCUGAGCGACUCAAAGACAUUCUAGAAACCACGGCACCUGAAGAGUCUUCAAACGCUUCCAAAGGGUUACUAGCUCUCUGCGAUCGUGUCCGUUAUUUGGAACUGUUCGACCUGGGAGUUUAUCUCGAGGAUCGGGACAAUGAACCAGCGCUUGUUCGCCCCGUCACCAAGGAAUUGCUACGGGCUCGUGAAGAGCAGGCCCAGCGUGCACUGCAGAAGCAGCAGGAAAAGGAGAAGCGAGAAAAACUAGCCCAGGAAAAACUUGAAAGCGGGAGGAUCAGCCAUCUGGAUAUGUUCCGGACCAGCGAAUUCAGUGCUUGGGACGAGGAUGGUAUUCCCACGAAAGAUGCAGCCGGACGAGUUAAUGAAUUAGCAUUAUUGCAAGUAUGGAGUAGAGUAUCUGCAAUGCAGCGGGAAUUGGCGGCGACGCGAGCAGCGGACGCGGCAUCAUCCGGCGGACCGCGCGUUGCAGCCGCGACACGCGACAUGGAGAUGCCCCCGUCAUCGUCGAGCCAACAUUAUGCUGCCAUGGCCACUGCCUCCGUCCUCAGUCCUGCCGACGCCGAACAGCUCACCUCGCUCCGCGCCGAGCUGAAGCAAUGGGAGAAGGCCUUUGCUGCCGCCAAUGGAGGACGAAAGGCCGGGCGUGACGACAUCAAACAGGAUCCUGCCAUUGCUGCCAAGUACAAAGCCUAUGGCCGUCUACGAGCCCUGGAGGCGUCGUCGAGCGAGUCGAGACAGAGCCAUGCGGACAGAACGCCGUCCAAGUCGGAAUCGCAGCAGACCAAGGCGAAGAGGAAGCACUCUUCCCUGGCGGGCGCGGAAGGCCAGAGCAAUGGCUUUACUCCUCGAAAGGCAUCCAGGCGAGAACUCUUAACGCCGUCGAGAGGCCGGACGACGAACGUGCAUCCCGCAGACCUCGAUCCAUAUGACUCUCCCUCCACCCUCCGUCGCCUGUUCAGUCCCAGCACCCAUCGACAGAGCCAGUCUCCUCUCCCGCUCAAGACCGCAAUUGGCCCGACUCCGCAGCGCGAUGGCAAGGUGCUCGGACUCUUUGAUCUGCUCUCUGCCUCCGGUGGCAGCACUGCGACGCCCUCGGCCAAACGGGUGGCUACUCUUGAGAAGGAGGCGAUCCAGACGCCGUCGAAGAAAGUGAAGUUGGACACUAUCGAAGAAGGGGACGAGGAGGAAGAGGAAACUGGUCGACUGGGACGGACGCCGGCCUCUUCGAGCAAGAAGCUGUAUCUGGAGAAGCUUUUUGCGACACCGACGACGCUGCGUUACGCCACAAUGGUCGAGGAUGAAGAGAGUGGCCUCCACAGACACAAUGCCUCUCAAACGGCCGCCAAUGAUGCCCCGGAGGCUAAUCCACUGGAGUCGGAGACGCCAUCGUUUCUGCGCCGGUCGAACUCGGGACGCUUCACGUCGAAUCCCAAUCCUAGUGCUACCGAUUUGAGUCCAGUAGCAGUGCGCAAACCGCAGCGGUUUGUGGGUAAGGGGCUGAGCGCGCUAGUGCAAGGACUGCGGGAUAUGGAAGAGGAACGCAUGCGAGAGGACUGGGAGAUCCUUCGAGAGAUCGAGGAGGAACAAGCGCAGGCGGCUCAAGCCAAGGAUGUCCAGGUCGGCGAUAGCCAGGUGCCAGCAAACGACGGAGAUGCUAGGCGGCCGUUGAGGAAGAAGAGAGGACAGAAACGGACGACGCGGCUGGUGAAGAUGAAGCCUGUUCCACCUAAGCCGAAACCAGCGCCGCAAGCGAGCACUGCUGCACCAGAAGCUGAAGAUGAGAGCGAGGAUGAGUUGGCCGUGGUUAUACCAGUUCGCCAGGGGAGUGCAGAGAAGGAGGCGAAAGAUCAGGACGAAAACGCAGAUGAUGCAGCUUCCAACCAGGCAUCCGAUGUCGAUGCUGAUGCCGAUGUCGAUGUCGAAGACGAUAGUGACGCCGAUUACGACGGCAAAAACGAAGACGAAGACGAAGACGAAGACGAAUCCCGUACCACCAAACGGCCAAAAUCCAGCUUCUCAGAAAAGAUCAAAGCAGCCUUUUCAGUCGUGAAAAGGGCCAAACCUGGCGAUGACGACGACAACAAGAAGAAGAACAAGGACAAAGCAGACGGGGACGGGGACAACGAGACGAAGGCGAAGAAAUCCACCACGAGGAAGAUCAACCCCCAAGCACACGCCAAUUAUCGGGCGUUGAAACUUCGCAAUAAGGGGGCGAAGGGGCAGCGGGGGAGGUUUGGUCGGCGGAGAUAG